UAAAACUCGGUAUAAUCAGUCACUGCGCAGCGUUAACAACAGCGUCUUUAUAAGCUUCUGCUUUUUCGAGGAUGUUUCACAAGUCGUAUGCAUUAUUUGGACAUUAUUGAAAUUAAAUUUUUGAAACGGUUUGCAUUCUGUGGCGAAAAUCGAAAAUGAAAUUUUGUAUCACGUUAUUAAUGAUUGCUAUGAUGGUGAUGACUACCGCGUCGUUACCGCCACCAAAGAAAACUCAACUCGGAUCAACUACGGAAACACCGAUGACGAAUGUAACAAUAUCUCCAUUGAAUAUCAUAACAGUGCCGGAAUUUCCGUGUCCACGUGGCCAGCAACGUGACAUAAACGGAAAAUGUCGAUUGUUUUUGCAAAAUCUUAAGAAAUAGUUUCAAGAGGAA
Molecule: messenger RNA, 395 nt
Organism: Mycetomoellerius zeteki
Lineage: Eukaryota; Metazoa; Arthropoda; Insecta; Hymenoptera; Formicidae
Exons: 1
Coding region: 156-383 (75 amino acids)
Source: RefSeq, a predicted model, not a curated record